This is a messenger RNA of Sphaerulina musiva SO2202, 2241 nucleotides long. RefSeq lists its product as uncharacterized. NCBI's taxonomy places the organism in Eukaryota, Fungi, Ascomycota, Dothideomycetes, Mycosphaerellales, Mycosphaerellaceae. Bases 208 to 2082 code for a protein of 624 amino acids. The transcript is spliced from 2 exons. The record is from RefSeq and is a predicted model, not a curated record.
CGAUCAUCUACGAUGCGAGAUACGCGUCAGCCGUGAACCUUGCGGUCUACUGGAUCUGUGAUUCUGUGGUCGUCGUCUCCUCCGGCUAUCCUUUCCUAUGCCUCUUGUGCACGUGCGUGCUCGUAAUCAGCACCACGUCGGAAGUCCGGUGGUGAACCAGGUUACCUGGAACUAGGAGCAGGCCUGUCGUGUCGUGUAUAAGCCGAAAUGACGGUGCGCCAGCGCUCUUGGUCUUCUGCUGCUGCCGACGCUGCUUCGAGGAAAGUGGCUGAGGCAGAAGCAGAAGCAGAGGCAGAAGCAGAGGCAGAGGCAGAAGCAGCAGCAGCAGCAGGACAAAGUACCUCUGCGUCCAUUCCCUUGAUUCCACAGGAUGCUGCCGUGCUGCUGCACAGAAUCGGAACGAGUGCAUCUCCCCAUGAAGACAAGGUGCCGCGGACAGGCCCCAAGGCAAUCGUGAUGCUGCAAGGCAAACCGCUCUUCUUCUUGAUCCUCACUUGGAUAUGCUUCGUUUUGUACAUAUUACAUCCUUCUUCGGAACCAUUAAUUGCAGGCACAAGCACGACAGAAUCCAGCGGGCCAUUAGACGUUUCCAGAGCAAGGCAGAAGCACACCGCCACCAGCAAGAACCCACCAGCAAAUCUGCACCUCGUGGUGCCGGCAUCCAAAGGCGAUGCAAACCUCUGCAAGGUCAUGGUCAGCGCGGGAAUCUUGGGAUAUCCCGAUCCGGUCAUCGUCAACUGGGGCGAGGACUUUGAUGAUCCCAAGUUUGUGGAGGGUGGUUCUCAUCUGGCCAAAGUCACGGGAAUCACAAGAUACCUCAAUUACCUGAACAGCUCUAUGGACAAUGAUCUCAUGCUGAUGGUAGACGGAUACGACAUCUGGCUUCAGCUCCGACCUCAAACUCUGAUCGAUCGCUACUUCUCAAUCAAUAAGCGAGCAGACGAACGCAUUGCGCGCGAACUGGGAAAUGCCGCAUCAGAGCACAACAUUCACCAGGAAGUCAUCUUUGGCUGCCAAAAACGCUGCUGGCCUUGGACGCAAGAUGACCCACCUUGCUACGCGGUCCCCUUCUCCGACUUACCAGAAGACAUCUAUGGCCCAGAAACAGACACGGACGUUGGAAACAUAGAGAAUCCCUUUAUCAAAUACCGUCCUCGCUACAUCAACUCUGGUGUGGUUAUCGGCACAGUGAAAGCCUUGCGAAAAAUGUUUGUUCAAGCUCUCGAGCUCCUCACUAACGAUCCUUUCGAAGCCAACAUGGGCUCUGAUCAAUACAUCUUCUCCCACAUCCUCGGCGACCAAGAAGUCUGGCGCGAGGCCCUCCGACAGGACUCCCGAAACAACCUUCAAAAGUUGAGGGAAAAGUUCAAAGGUGGCUACGAACCCCUGCAUCCUUUCAAUCCCUCCCACGUCGAAGAAGUCCGCAAGAAAGCCGCUCGCCGACCAGACAAGAACUUCGAAUUCGGAAUCGGACUUGAUUAUCGCAUGGAAAUCGGCCUGAACACCGUAUUUUCCGAAGAUGAUACCGCCUGGCUCCACUGGGCCAACCACACCGAACUCGCCGCAGCCGAAGAGCGCGAAAACAUCAGUCCCACACAUCCACACGGCGUGACCUCUCAGAACCUGUCCAGCGACAUCACAGACACCGUUCCCCCUUUCUGGACUUUCAAUCACGAGCCGAAAUUCCCUCGCUGGAAGAAAUGGACCGAAAUCCCCCUCUUCACCAACAUCUGGAGCGGCAUCGUCCCCACCGUCAUCCAUCACAAUGCGCAUCGCGAUGGCUUGAAAGCUUUGCGAGAGACGUGGUGGAAUCAGACGUGGUAUGCGGGACACACGAGAGUAUUGUAUGAUGCGCACAUUUGGGAACCCGUGAUUCCUGUCGCAUAUAGUGGGAAAGAAGAGGCCGAUUUGAGAGAGUAUUGGCCCGGGGAGAGAUGGAAAGGUGGAGGUAGGACGGGCCCGAAGGAAAUCUAUGAGCCGUGGGAGAAUCGGUGGGUGCGAUUUGAUGAUAUUUGUCGACCAUUUCAUGAAGAGGUUUUUCGAGAUGGGUUGGGAGAGUGGGUUUUGCCGGAUGUUCAUUGAGAUGUAUAUGUUGGACUUGUUCUUGGACUUGUUGUUGUUGUUAGUAGGGCCGGGUGGCUGUUGCUGAUGAUGAUAUGUAGAUGUAGUAUAGAAAAUGAAGGGGGGGAGAUAUGUAGAAGUGAAAGUAGGUAACUUGAGGUAGAUUCUACCUGAUCUGUU